UAUAUCGAGAAAGCAAAAGUCUAAAUAAAGUUCAUGAAACUUUAUUUGAGAUUGAUGAAAAUUUUAUAUUUGAAGAUUUACUUUUUCAAGCAGAUAAUGAUUAUGUUUCAGGAGAAUUAGUUCAUGUAGAAGUUCGAGUUAGAGGUGAAAAGACUUGGCAUUUUGUUGCCUCAGGUGUGACUUGUAGUUUAAGAAUAUGUACAAAAGAUGAGCAAAAUAUCUCUCAUAUCAAAUUUACAAUUAUUGAUGGGAAACAAAAUAUAGUUCAUAAUGUUGCUACAAAGACAAAUGCUUUUGAUCAUUUAAUGAAUGCUGCAAAAUUAAAAGCAUUACCUAAUCCUAAGACUGGAACUGAUCAAAAUGAUAAUUGUUAUAAUGAUAUUUUAAUGCUAUUACAUAACCAUAAUUUGGGAUGGGAACUUCCACCAUAUCAACAAAAUUCUUUUUACAAAAAUGGUUCUCAUCACAAAAUUCCAAAUCUUAAAAAAAAUGAAUUAGAACAAUAUGCAGAUAAUGUUGAAGAAAUGCUUUUAGAACCUUGGGCUGAAAACCUUCCUGGCUAA
This is a messenger RNA of Cetraspora pellucida, 563 nucleotides long. NCBI's taxonomy places the organism in Eukaryota, Fungi, Glomeromycota, Glomeromycetes, Diversisporales, Gigasporaceae. The record is from the annotation of a GenBank genome assembly.